This is a messenger RNA of Encephalitozoon hellem ATCC 50504, 507 nucleotides long. Its product is annotated as endoplasmic reticulum translocation complex subunit Sec66. Gene Ontology annotation, cellular component: Sec62/Sec63 complex. The transcript has a single exon. Gene Ontology annotation, biological process: post-translational protein targeting to membrane, translocation. The record is from RefSeq and is a predicted model, not a curated record. Bases 1 to 507 code for a protein of 168 amino acids. NCBI's taxonomy places the organism in Eukaryota, Fungi, Microsporidia, Unikaryonidae.
AUGAUUCUUUUGUUGGCGAUGAUUCUGUCGACCAUGAUUCUAAUAUUUUCGUUCAUAAAGAGGAUCAAUAGAAGGAAGGCGUCUGUCGAGGAGAAUGCGAAUCCGGAGCUUGAGAUGUAUUUUCUCCAGAAGUCUGAGGGGGCGCCUUCUUCUGUGCUUCUCAAGCAGCUUCUCAAGGCAGCAGUGUGCUUCAGGGAAAGAGUGGUGAAGUUGGAGAAGGACAUGGAGAUUCUUGGUGUUCUAUACGAGGACAGAAUGAUCAGCGAGGAGCAUUGGGAAAGAAUCAAUGAGGAGAGCAAGAACUGCGAAGUGGAGAAGAUAUGCAUUGAGUCUGAGGCAAAUAUAAUCAAGCAUGGGUAUGGAGAGGAUAUUUUCAAGGACGCCUCGAAGAUUAGCACAACAAGCACAAAGAAAGCAAAGGGGCCUGGAGACAAUAACACUUUGUAUCAGAAGAAGAAAGAGGUACUUGAACUUGAGUUGCUGAGGAAGUUAGGAGUAAGCAAGUGA